AUGGCUCCUCCAACCACCAUUCCCAACUUGUUCAUGUCUGACUUCGGUCUGAACACCGACGACAUCAAGUAUUUCCAUAUGGAUUCUCACAUCCAAGGACGUGGACCAAACCGUCUGAAGCACCUCGAUAUUGAGGGAAGAUGGAUUCUUUCCGGAAAGAGCAUCCCGUUCAUCUCGGCUGCCUUCAAUCAUCUAGAGAGACUGAACGACGCUCAGGUUCCGAUCAGAGAUAUCAAGGAAGAACCGAUUGAUGCCAUCGGAAUGGUCGGAUGGACCAAGUCGUCCACUCCAGUCGAGGUCGACGUCGAAGUGAAGGAAGAAAAGAAAGUGCCGAAGAAGUUCGUUCUCCAGCCACCAGUCUUCGUUGAUGAUGAAGUCCCACCAAGCCCAAGAGAAGUCGUUCCACAUCGCUCUGCCGGCUACGGUAGGAACUACUCUUAUAAGAAAACAUUUCACCUUUAUUUGCCUUUCAGGACCAGCCCAUCAGAAGAGAAAGUUGUCGAUCCCAGACCGCUCCAGAAGUGUUUCGCCAGCGCGCACCGAGACUCCAUCCCAAACUGUCUUCGACAAAUACGCUAAAUACGAGAGACACCGCAAAGGUUACCUUUCUUCCGAUUCUGAUUACGAAAGUAGCUCUGACGUGGAAUCUGAGCAGCCUAGACUAAUUGACUGGGAAGGACAGUUGUGGGCGUUAGCUGAAACCAAAGUCACUGUCAUUCGAAUUGUAGAAACAGAAUAUUAUCUUGAAUAGUCGAUUAUCUUUAAUAAAUCUUUAGGAAAGUACUUUCUUUACAACAAAGUGUAACAUUACAGACUCGAUCACCAGAUACGGAACCAAGUGGGGAGAUGCCGGAUACGUCUCGCACAGCCCAUCGCCAACCGGUGAGAUUCAUGAGGAAUAUCAAUACUCUCGUCAAUAUUACCUCUGAACCCAUUCAAUCGCCCCCAUCGCUUUUUCAUAUAUUGAGUUUUGCUUGCCUUUUGACGUACUUGCUCAAAAAUUUUGCAAUUUGCUCAAAUUGUAGAAUGGUAUAGUAAUGAAGAGAUUCUAGACAAAGACCCCUCGCAUUCUCAGUUCACAAACCAUUAAAAACGGAUUAUUUGCAGGUGAUGAGCCACAAAACCUGCCACAUCGAACUCAAGCUCUUUCUCCGCGCCCCGCUUCUAGAACUCGCCAGUAUGACAGCGACUACAGUCCGGAGUUUUUGAAGAAAGGUAAACUUGGAAGGGGUUUUUGAGGUUUAGGGUCUAACUUCCGAGUUCGGAUGCCAAACAAAAAACCGAGAGCCGUCGCUAAAUAGUAACAUUAGAAGAAAUGUAAACAGUCCAUUCAGUCGUAAUUUCGUUUUUUUUCCUACUCGCUACCGCAAACAUUCCUUUCUUCCGAUUCGAACUCGGAAACGGCAAAAAAACAGAAAACAGAGUCACAUUUUCUGCAGACUCCGCGAGCAGCGGAAAUGAACUGAAGGUGUUGACAAAGAGCAUCAAGGGGGACUAUGUGCCGUACAGAACCACUGGAUACGGAGCCUACCACGUCAAGAGACAGUACGAAUUGAGCCCAAGAUCAGUGGGAAGUGAUUAUGCGACUAGCAGCGGGUAAAUAAUUUAUCCCCGGAAUGCAUGGACCUAACCUUUACCCAUUCAGAUCGGAGCAAUCGUCUCCAAUACCGGCUAGACGCGAAAGAUCGGCCGAUGAGAUCAUUCUGACUGCGUACCACGCGUCCAAGAAAACCACAGACUCGUCGCGUCCGCAACGCGAGAACUGGAUCCGCCAAUAA
Caenorhabditis sp. 36 PRJEB53466 is the source of this 1778-nucleotide messenger RNA. NCBI's taxonomy places the organism in Eukaryota, Metazoa, Nematoda, Chromadorea, Rhabditida, Rhabditidae. The record is from the annotation of a GenBank genome assembly.